GUGAGCAGUGACGUUUGUUCCUCUUUGUUUGAUAAUGUUUUUCAAAUUUUGAUAAGCACAGUUAUCCCCUUUAUUUUCAUUUGAAUUGACUUCACCUAUGUCUUGAAUAUUUAAAUGAUGGAUUUUAUUACUACAUUUUCUUUACUUUUUAUGUAUUUGUUUACAUCCACAUGUUGUGUACAUGUACCUGACAGUAGUCUCAAAAGUUUUAGUGAAAAACUGCUUCUAAGUGAUACUAAUAAUGUUGGACAGUUGAUAAAUGUUGAUGUCCAGAAUAGAUUGAGCUACGGUGUGACUGACGAUUUGGCACCUAAAAAUUUAUUGAGUUUGCAGAAAGAAAUAUUUUCUGUUCCAACUGUUUCAAAACUAAUGAAGCUGUAUGAUAACUAUGAUUUAAAUGCAUUCAAUAAUGAAAUUAUCACAACAGAAGAAAAAAGGGAAGAAGAGGCUUUACUUGAGGCAUUUUUAAAUACUACUGUUAUGACUGAAACAAAAAACUUUUUGCAAUCAAAUAACUUGAUAUCAAAGAAUGAUAAUGCUUUUAAAAAAAUGUUGGCUGACUUAUGGUUUACACCAUAUUCACGAGGGAAGAAGAAAGUUGGUUCAUCAGCAUUUGAGCAUAUAUUUUUAGCCGAAUUGAAAAAUAAUGACCUUGUUGGUUUGCAUAAUUGGUUAUAUUUUAGCCAUGAAGAAAAUAGAGGCAAUUUGAACUAUUUAGGUUGGGUAAAGAAGCUCUUCUUUCCUAAUAAGCGGGGCACUGGCGUUCUAAAGUUGAAAUAUUCUUGGGGCAAAUCAGUGAAGCAUGCUGGGACUAUUUUUAUUGGAACUAGUCCAGAAUUUGAAAUGUCUUUGUACACUGUUUGUUUUCUUGCAAGACCAAACGAUAAAUGUCAUAUUACAUUGGAUGGAAAACAACUGCAUAUACAGACCUAUCCUUUUGUCUAUCAGGGAAAAACAUUGAUAAGUAGUGCUUAUCCAGUAAUAUAAGUUACCUAUUAAAUAUUGUUGAUUAUUCUGUGUGCUGUGAAAUAAAUACUCAUUAUUAAAUUGUUAGUAGCAUAAUCACUUACUAGAUUCUAAUGGUAUUAGCAUAAGUCCCUUAAGAAUAACAAUAUUGAUCAUAAAAAUUAACAUAACAUCUGGCCAAAAUGCUUAUCACAAUAAAAGAAUAACUAAAACAUAAGUAAUAACAGAAGUAUUUACAUAGCUAUACAGAUAUAUUAAAGAAUAUGAGCAAUAAGGUCACGAUAUUGUAAAAUAGUUGCUACAAACAACAAACUAUGAAAUAAC
Molecule: messenger RNA, 1290 nt
Organism: Nezara viridula (southern green stink bug)
Lineage: Eukaryota; Metazoa; Arthropoda; Insecta; Hemiptera; Pentatomidae
Source: the annotation of a GenBank genome assembly